UGACGUCAUGACGCACGCGCCUCUCCCUCGUCCUGUCGCGAGUGCGCCGUCACACAUUCUUGGGCUCGAGACACCGGGACACACCUCGUACACCUCCGCCAUGUCUGACUUCUCGGAAGACCAGAUCUUAGAGUUCAAGGAGGCCUUCCUGCUGUUCGACAGAACAGGCGAUGGAAAGAUCAGCUACAGCCAGUGUGGCGACGUCAUGCGGGCUUUGAGCCAGAACCCCAUCAACGCGGACGUGCUCAAAGUGCUGGGAAACCCGAAAGCGGAAGAGAUGAACCACAAGAUGCUGGACUUUGAGCAGUUCUUGCCCAUGUUCCAAGCCAUCGCCAAGAACAAGGACCAGGGCUCUAUGGAGGACUUUGUGGAGGGUCUGCGCGUUUUCGACAAGGAGGGCAACGGCACGGUCAUGGGAGCAGAGCUGCGUCACGUCCUCACCACGCUCGGUGAGAAGAUGACGGAGGAGGAGGUGGAGACACUGCUGGCCGGACACGAAGACGCCAAUGGCUGCAUCAACUACGAAGCGUUUGUCCGCCACAUCAUGUCUGCCUGAGGUUGGAGCUGGUGAGGAUGGUGAUGAACGGGUGAAGAUGAAGAGUGACGCUCCGACACACGCAGCUCCUCCAGACUUGCAUUUGUUUUCUCUCACGGUUAAUUUAAGAAGUGCCUUUUCCUCUCUUUCCCGGUACAGACCACACACGCACACGCACACACACACACGCAUCUCUUGAGUCCUCAGCUCCUGUAGAUGUACAUUCCAUGAUCGAGUAUGAGGGAUCCUGAAGUCUCUUGACUGUCGGCUCCUGCAUCGUUUGCUGAGGUGUUGCAGGGAAGCAGGCGGAUGUAAAAAAAAAAAAAAAGCCAUAAAUCAUGGGAGAGCGUUUUCAAAAGGAUGUCCUGUUUUCAGAGCUCCCUCUUCCACCCGGCUCUUGUUGAUGCUUCAAUAAAGUCUUUCCUGAGAACCUG
Messenger RNA from Synchiropus splendidus (mandarinfish), 969 nucleotides. RefSeq lists its product as uncharacterized. The record is from RefSeq and is a predicted model, not a curated record. Gene Ontology annotation, molecular function: calcium ion binding; structural constituent of muscle. The coding region runs from base 8 to 556 and encodes 182 amino acids. Gene Ontology annotation, cellular component: myosin II complex. The transcript is spliced from 7 exons. NCBI's taxonomy places the organism in Eukaryota, Metazoa, Chordata, Actinopteri, Syngnathiformes, Callionymidae.